Abrus precatorius (Indian licorice) is the source of this 899-nucleotide messenger RNA. RefSeq lists its product as uncharacterized. Lineage: Eukaryota; Viridiplantae; Streptophyta; Magnoliopsida; Fabales; Fabaceae. The record is from RefSeq and is a predicted model, not a curated record. Bases 104 to 598 code for a protein of 164 amino acids. The transcript has 4 exons.
GAUACAGAAUUAAGGUGAACCAGAUAGAGAGUUGAGCAGUUCAGUUAAGAUGUGUCUCUCUCCAAAUAGAAUUUGGCUUUGUUGAGUUAUUCUGACAGAAAAAAUGGAAUCUCUGUCUUUGAAGUCAGCAAUGUUAAUGGGCAAAGAUGAAGUGUAUGUAGCAUCAAUGCCUCUGAGGGCAACAAAGGGACCACCCCAAUUGCUUAUGUCUGCAGCCUACUCCCUCAAUUUCUGGGAUUUCCAACAUUUCAUGGUCAUCAUCAAACCCGAUUCGCCUUCUCCUCAUUCUCAGGUUCUGGUUUUUGAUUUUCAACCAAAAGAUCCUGAAGAUAUAUAUGUGGCCCUAGCAGCUCUAAACGGUAGAGCAGUGCGAGGAACUGUUCGCGUUAGGAAGUUAAAGAAGUUGCCAAGAAACAAAUGCUGGCUGGUUGGAUAUUCAGAAGCAGAUACUGUGGAAAUAACAAGAGAAUUCAACAAAAAGUGGGAAACAAAUUUGAAGAUUGGUCUUCAUGAUUGUCGCGAUUAUACCAACGGUUUGGUUAGGCAACUCACUGGGGAAAAAAAUGUGCUGAAACGUUUGAGAAACCUUGCUAGUUAAAGGGAAUCCAUUGUCGUGCUAUGUGAUGCUUUCAACAAUUUUCAUGAAGGCCUCGAAGAAAUGAAUCUCAGUCCAGGAAGAAAGCUUAAUGCUAUUUAUUUUCCCCUUUUGUAACAUUCUGUUCUCUUGUAUAGCCUCACUCUAUUUCUUCGUGCUAGUUAAAAUUCGCUAUCUGUCAUGGGUCAGUUCAAUGGGGUGGAUAGCCCAUUUUGUUAACUCUGUAAUUAAGGGAGAGAAUGAUAUUUUAUCUUAGAUAAUCUUAGUAACAAUUGGCAAAUUAUAUAAAAAGUUGAAACUAUUU